This is a messenger RNA of Diabrotica virgifera virgifera (western corn rootworm), 5024 nucleotides long. RefSeq lists its product as uncharacterized. Gene Ontology annotation, molecular function: ubiquitin protein ligase activity. NCBI's taxonomy places the organism in Eukaryota, Metazoa, Arthropoda, Insecta, Coleoptera, Chrysomelidae. The record is from RefSeq and is a predicted model, not a curated record. Gene Ontology annotation, cellular component: cytoplasm. The coding region runs from base 282 to 3485 and encodes 1067 amino acids. The transcript has 9 exons.
CAUACACAACAUUAUCAACCUCUGCUGUUCAAUUCUGAAUUAGUCAUAAAAUUCAAAAGAUAUUUAAAAUAUUUUAACUGCAUUGGAUCGAUUUUUAUAUGAUCUUAGUUUGUCAAUUUAAUGACUGUACAAAACGUUGAUAAGAUAGAACCUUGGUGAAUUUAAUAUUUUGUAUUAUGUAUUAUGAUUCAAACCGUUGCAGUGGUCGGAGAUCGGUGAAUUACACAUGAGAGGGUGUUGAUUAUCUCUUCAUUACUUUGCCAGUACAUGAUCUUUUUAACAUGAAUCGAUCUAGAAAUCAUCGUGGACGUCGAGAUGCAAGUCAAAGUCGAGGAGAUGAAACAAUUUCAAAUUUUAGUAAAAGCAGAUCAUCUAGUACAGAAAAUAAAAAUACAGGCCACGAAAGCUUAUUUAAAGGUGAAUCACCUCAUCGAGGAAGACAAACAUUAAGACAUCCAUUUCGAAAUAGAAUUCCGGGUAGAUAUUUUGUUAGAAGAAGAUCACACAGUAGAUCAAAUGACGAAACAGGUGUAUAUACUUUAUCCCAUAUUAAAACGGAAUCAGAAAACUCUUCAGAACAAGAAAGUUUAUCUAGUGAGACAGCAGAUUUACGAGGACAAACAUCGAGUAUUAUAUCUAUAAGUAGAAAUUGGGGUCCACGUGGACUUCGAGGGGAAAGAAGAGGAGGUUACCGAAGAACAAAUAAAAAAUCAGAUAAUCCAGAAAGUGGUCAGACUCAAAACACGUGGGAAAACUCUACGUCCAUUAAACUUGCCUCGUCUAAACACGAAGGAGGUUUAGGUCAACAACUAGAGCUACUGAAGAAAGAAACAGACCUAGCAUCAUUAGAAAGCUGUGAGAAACAAAGUGAAUCUUCCAGAAAACCAAAAUUAAUUAAAAACGAGUUGUCUAGUGCUCGGUCUGAGAAAUCUAAAGAAUUUACUUCGUUAGAUCCCACCGAGAAACCUAGGGCAUUAAAUAAUCUUGAUCUCUCACUUACUUCCCUAAGUGAAAAACAGCUUAUUAACUUGGGAACUUCCUUAAAAGAAUUUCUUAACACACAACCAGCGAGGACGAAAGAUUCAGGAGAAAGACAAAGAGAGUCAUCUUCUACUAAAGUAACACAAAAUAUUGUAAAAAUUAACACAAGCAUUAAAAAAGAAAUCAUUAAGCCCAAUAUCGAUGGAGAUCUAGUGGUAUCAAGCACUAAAAAAAUUGCAAGUAGUAUGAAGACUAUCCCAAGUAGUGACAAGAUCAUAAGUAAAAAGAUAUUAGAUGAAGCUAUAAUUUUUUUUAAAGAAAAGCAUGGGCCAGUAAAUGAUGCCACUGAUUUAAAGGUGCAACCCACUGGAGGCAUUAUGGUAUUACCAAAACGAUUUCUAAACAGGCAAACAUGUGGUAAUUGUUUAAAUUACCUUUCAGUUGGACCAGUAACAAUUUCAAACACCCGUCCAUUUACCGUAUGCGGUCGAGAAGAAUGCGCAGAUUCUAAAAAAAGCACGAAAUCUUUUCCACGACUAUCUCUUUAUAACGAAAUUGCUAAAAACUAUUUUUUUAAUUGUGUUUAUCAUUAUGAAGGUUGUAUGGAGAUUUUUUCUUUUUCCAAAAAUGUAGAAGAGCAUGAAUCUUUAUGUAAAUUUAAAAGAACAUACAAAUGUUUGUCCUGUCCAGCUCGGUGGAAUGCUUGUCAAGUAAUUCAACACUAUAAACAAAACCAUCCUGAUAGCUUGGCUUACGAUGGAGUAUUUGAGUUGAAAACAAACAAGGUUUUAUUUCAUACAGAUCAACAACUCCUGUCAAUAUCAAUUUCAUUACUAAAUGACACUUUAAACAUAUCAUGCAAGCAGGUUAAUAUAUGUUCUGUAGUAACGAAGUAUAAAAUAAUAAUCUUUCAUCCAAGUUCCGAUAUUGAGUUUGUCUCUAAACCUAUUGAUAUACAAAUAGAAUCGUAUUCAAUAGAUUUACAUGACUUACCAGAAUCACUUUCUUCAUCUACACUUUUUGGAGCAAUAAAAAUUUAUUGCCAAGAGCAAGCGAAAGAACCUAUUGCUUAUGUGAAAAAAACAAUAGACGAUUUAUACACAAAAAUUCUUAAGACAAUUAUGAACUUAUAUUUAAAGUCAGAAAUUAUAUGUUGCCACUGCAAUAAUAUAAUCAGAUUAAAAUCGCGUGUGUUAUUUUGUCCACAAAGUCACGUAAGUUGCACUGAUUGUGUAGACGAUUAUUGUACUAUUUGUAAAACUUCUUGCCAUUGGAUGGAUAUGAAAUACUUACUUGGAAAUUUUAACUUACCAUGUGAUUGGAAAAAAUGUAAUAAACAAAUCAAAUGUUUGGAUUUUGAUAUGCACAAACAAAUCUGUUGUAAAAGAGAAUAUACUUGUCCUGAACUGGGAUGUGACUUUAAAGGAAACAGGAAAGAACUUGAAGACCAUUGGCAUUCUACUAUUCCAUUAAUAUUUGAUUCAAAAAUAAUCAUUGAAUCACGACAAAAUAUGUAUUGGAUGACAGAUAACUUGUUUGAAUUGUUGUUAAUACAAUUUAAGGCUGUUGGAAAAGUAUUGGAAGUUGAUGAAAAGUUUGCCUGUUUUCCAAACAAUUAUAAGCUAGAGCUAAUGCGCAAAAAAGAAAACGAAAAUAUUUACAAAAAGUUUGUAACACUUGCUCAAAAAGGAUCCACUAAAAUGUAUAUGUCUAAUCUUCCAACAGAUUAUACAUAUAAACUUGUUGUUAAAUUGGAUAAUCCUGGAAAUGUAGAAGAUGUAACAGAAAAUACUGUAUUCACACAGAGAGAAACAGCAGAAUCGGUUUUAAAACGUCUUCUUGGCGUAUUUAUGAAAAUUAAUUUUAAAUGUUCAAACUGCGACACCCUUAUCAAUGAGAAGCCUCAUAUUUAUAUUUGUGAGUACAGUCACAUAUUUUGCAGUAACUGCUUGGAAUAUUGUGUUCGGUGUACAAGUGCUAAAGUAAUAUUCACAUCACUUGAAAAACUACUACAAAAUAUAAAGUUAUCAUGUGAUUGGCCUGGCUGUACACAAAAAAUAGAUUGUUGGAAUUUUCUUUUACAUAAACAGAUAUGUUCGAGUAGGUUAUAUACAUUCCCUACUUUAAUUGAAGGAAUGGAGCAUUUUAACGGUACCAAAGAAAAACUUCAAGAAAACUGGCCUAAGAAAGGGCUAAAGUUAUCAUGUGGUAAAGAGUUGGAUUUUAGAGUAACCUCAGUAGUAGGCACUCUGGCAUUCUGGUUAACUUCCUACGUUAAUGAAUUAUUAAUGGUACGACUUUAUUUUGACAAAAUAUUCUGUUUAGAAGUAAAAGAAACUUUGGCAAUUUUUACUAAUAAUUAUAAAAUAAAAUUGUACGAAUAUAACGCAAUUAGAACACGGUAUGAAGAAAUCGAAGAACUAACUCAGAGAGGAAACAAAAAAAUUUCAUCGCAGGGUCUAAAAGUUUCUGCAAAAUAUAGAUUAACGAUAUAUAGAACAUAAUAUAGAGUAGUUAAGAAGUAAAGAAGACGUUGGCUCUAUGCAACUAAUGGUCAACAAUUAGCUGGUUAAAAAAGUUUGGUAACCAUUUUAAAUAGCUAGGUUGUUGAUAAAUGAGACACUAAAUCUUGACGAAGAAAUUAAAACUCGUAUAGAAAUUGUAAGAGGAACAAUUAUUAUGAAACUUAGGUCUAUAGUGUGCAAUUCUCAGCUGAAAUUACAACGAACAAUCAAGUUGAUAAAAUGUUAUGUGUGUUCUAUAUUAAUAUUUUGAUAUGAGACCUCAUGAAGAAUAAUAUGAUAUGAUAAAAAAUUAGAAGUCUUCAAGAUGUAGUCAUACCAUAGAAUGCUUAAAUUGUCAAGAGUUCAACGCAUUUCAAAGACAGAAGUUCUAAACAGAAUACGUCGAGGCGAAGGUGACUUGACAAAGAUGAUAAAAAAGAGAGAACUUGAAUAUUUGGGGCAUAUAAUGAGAGGUAGCAGAUACUGAAUACUGCAGUUAUCACUCAACAUAAAGAUUGGAGGAAAAAAGAGGAAUUCUUAGGAAGAAAUAUUCAUGGCUCCGAAACCUUCGUCAAUGGACUGGCUUAGCAAAUAAAUUGUUACUAAGCCGCGCAAGAUGGAGACCAAUAUCGGAAAAUUGAUAUGAAAGCUAUAUAUACGCCGUUUUUAGGCGUCAACGCCCUUCCGGUAGGGAUCUAUGAAGUUAUUCCGGUAGGGAUCUAUCUAUGUUAUAAUAAAAUGCUACAUGAAUUAGAAACUCAUAACAAAUAAAAAAAAACAAUGCCCAAAAACUAAAAGAAGUUCAGCAAAAGACCUAUUUUAUCCGUAUACAGAGUGAAUCUCUAAUUUGUAAUAAAUUCAAUAGCUCAAAUACUAACUGUUUUUUUGAAAAAUGCUCAGACCUGUCGAUUAGUAUUUCAAAUGGAAAUUUUUUUCAUACAAUAAUAUUGUAUACAGGGUGUCCCAAUUUAGAGAUGUGACGUCAUCUUUGAUUUUCUUAAAUGGCAAAACUGUCAUUUUGAUAGCUAUUUUGAUAAGGUGUGUAAAGUUAUACAUAACUAUUAUUAUUAUAUGUAAAAAAUUUCGACGUGAAAUACUAAUCGACAGGUCUGAGUAUUUAAAAAAAAACAAUUAGUAUUUGAACUAUUAAGUUUAUUCUAAAUUAUAGAUAUAAUUUUAUUUUUUAUUAUCUUGUAAAUGGUAGGAAAUAAAAAUUUGAUAUUUUGCAGGUAUGCAUAACUUUACACGCCUAACUAAAUAGCUAUCAAAAUAACAGUGUUGCCAUUUAAAAAAAUUAACGAUGACGUCAUAUCUCUAAGUUGGGACACCCUGUAUACAUUAUUAUUGUAUGUAAAAAAUUUAGAUCUGAAAUACUAAUCGACAAGUCUGAGCAUUUUUCAAAAAACAAUUAGUAUUUGAACUAUUGACUUUCUUCCACAUUACAGACUCAGUAUGUAUAUUUUUUUAAUUGUUUACCUAAUAAUAAUUAUUAUGUACAUUACAUUUGUAAAUAUUUUGAAUAUAAUACAUUUUUGUUUU